Saccoglossus kowalevskii is the source of this 4070-nucleotide messenger RNA. Its product is annotated as inactive ribosomal protein S6 kinase delta-1-like. NCBI's taxonomy places the organism in Eukaryota, Metazoa, Hemichordata, Enteropneusta, Harrimaniidae. The record is from RefSeq and is a predicted model, not a curated record. Gene Ontology annotation, biological process: protein phosphorylation. Gene Ontology annotation, molecular function: ATP binding; phosphatidylinositol binding; protein kinase activity.
CUCGUACGGGAACAUCCAACAUGGCGUCCAAAAAAGGUAUUUUGGAUCACUCUUUUUGUGUAACCGAUCCUACAAAACAUGAGAAAGGAUUUACAGUCUACAAGGUGACUUACAGGAUUACACAAAAAAAUGAUCCUGAGAAUAUUACCGAGCUUGUUAUAUGGAAAAGGUACAAUGACUUUAAGAAGUUACACAAAGCAUUACAAACGCUUCAUUUUAACUUGAGAAGGCCAGAGAAAUUUCCAGAGUUUGCUAGAGCAAAGUUUUUUGGGCGAUUUGAUGAUCAAGUCAUUGAUGAAAGAAGAUUAAGUGCUUUAAGACUAUUGAAUUUUUCCUCCAGAUUUCAACCUCUUCUAAACUGUAAAGCUUUUAAAAUGUUUUUUGAGGGAGCAGAUGUUGUGAAUGCAGACCAUGAGAAAAAACUACUACCAUCACCUACAAUUCAACCGGAACCUCUAUUACCCUCACAAUUAACAAAAAGUCUUGCACCUGAUGACUCCUCAACCAGAGCUUCUAGUCAGGCUAGUUCCACUGAAAACAUUGAAGAAAGUGGAGAACAUGAUGAACCUGGUGUAACUCUAGGUGGAGUAUGGUUACAUAGGCAAGCACAAGAAGACACAAUAAGUUGUAGUACUGCUACUGAUGAUGAUGAUCAUACAACAUUCACUGAUGAGGACUCUGUACCUUCUACUCCUCUUCCUCGAGUUGAAAAUGUUUCAUUCUUUGAUCCCUUUGCUCCUAAUAAAGAUUCCAUUGCAACACCCACCCUUGCCCCAAGUAAAAGUUGGUUGUUUCAAGCUAUGGAUGCAUGUGCUGAGUUGGAACAGAAAUCACAUCAGUCGGAACAUUGUCAUCAUGGUGAUGAUAAUGAUAAUGAUGAUGAUAAUAGUGCUGGAAUUAAAAUCAAAUUUCCCAAAGCUUUCGAAGUCACUGAAGAUGAUGAGACUGAGAGUUUUGAUACUCCAAGUGAAGAUUUGAGUACAAGUGAUUAUUCAUCUUUGACUCUAACACAGGAAUUAUUAGCUGAACAUGACAAGUUAGAUAAGGACAAACGUCCAGUGUCAGCCGCUAAAGUCUAUCUCGAUAGCAUAAGAAAUCAAAAUAAACUUUCAACAGAAAAAUUAUCAAAUACCACCGACUCUGAUCGGGAUAGUAAAUAUAGCACCCCUAGGAAAACUGUUGAUCAACUUACAAUUCAGAAAAGGUCAAGAAGCUUAUCAGAACAGUCUAAUGAAAGUGUUUCUAACAUGGACUUAGGGGGUAAAGAUGAUUAUUUAUUUCAAGCAGCCAAUCAGAUUGGUUUAGCAUUAGAGAAUGAAGCCAAUGGUUGUUAUGAGGCAGCCUUUACUUAUUACAAAGUGGGAGUCAAUAUACUACUAAAAGGAGUUGUAGUUGAUAGUAACAAAUCCAGAAGAGAAGCUGUGAGACGCAAAACUGCACACUAUCUGAUGAAAGCUGAGGAUAUUUAUAACAAAAAUUUAUCAGCUGAGGCCGCAUAUGCUAAACGAUGGGAGAGCCAGUCUAUUCCUAUAGAGUUUGAUCCUGGUACAGCUUAUCUUAGAGGUGCUAUUGAAGAAUUGAAAAGUCAUAAAGUUCUUGGAGUCAUUGAUAAUGUCAUGUUAGUUUUGGAUAUGGCAUCCUAUUGUACAUUUAUUGUUAAGGUUUUACAUAAGUGUGCCAUGCCCAGCCAAAGUAGAGCCAAUAAAAUACCAACCAACUGCCCGUACAUGGUACAUCUUCAUAAAUACUAUGAAACGGAAACAUCCAUAUACCUCGUCUUGGAACAUGCAACUGGAGGAAAAUUGUGGACCUAUGCUGCUGCUUAUUUCCACAGUGAAGAAGAGAAGGCCCCGCUUGCCAAUAGUUUGGAAAGAAGUGUGGGAAGUAAAGGAUCCAGACGAUCCAGAGGAAAUAGUACAUCUAGCAGUAAAGAUCUUCGAGGCAUUGUGGACACUGCAAUAGACAACGAUGUGUUUGAUAGUUCAACUGAGAGUCCACUAAACUCUGACAGCUCGCAACUUGAUGAGGUAGAAUCUCAGAUCUUGCAGGUUAUUCCAGAAUUCGAGAAUAAGGUGGACAGUGCUGAUGAAAGAAAUCAUGUUAAAGAGUCCCCACCGAAUGAUCCUGAUUUGAUAGCUCCAGCGGAACCUGUCAGUAGCUAUGUUGACUUAUUUCAAAAUUACAAUACUGUGAUUGAAGAUGAAGGACAUAAACUGAAUAACGAUUUAGAUGAAAUUGAUGACACUCCAGAUCCAAUUACUGACUUAAUUAAAGUCAGCAGUCAAUAUGAUACAGAAUUGUUUGAUGAUGGGGAUCCAGUACCCUCUACUCCUGAAAAACCAAUUACUAAAAGUACACCGGAAUCUGAAAUGGAUUUCUCAUCCAUUGCACAUGAUAUCAAAGACAAAGAGCCUUCAAUUAAUCUAUUUAGUAUUGAUAGUAUUGAGAGCCCUAAUGAUUACUUACCUUUGGAAUCUCCUAGAAUGGUGUUCAGUUUUGGUUCUGAGCAAGACAGUGGAAUACUGACAUCGGGAAGCACACCCAUAAUAACGACAGUCACAGAGGAAUCCAUUGAAGAGGACUUUGACUCAUUUUGUACCUCAGAUAAUCAGGAGAUUCACAAAGAACCAGAAGAUCUCACUAAACAGGAACCUACUAAUGAAGUGAUUAAUUCUAAUGCUAUUAAUGAAUCAGAGAAUGUAGUGCAUGAACAUGGCUCUGUAAAGUGCAAGAAUGAUAGUGAUGUAGGGAAGCAAAGUGACAAUGACAUUGAUGAAGAGAAAAUACGUGGCAAGAAAACUUCAGAUUUAUCGUUUAUAGUGGGUGAUGAUGAUGAUGAUGAUGAUGAUGAUGAUGAUGAUGAAUUGGAUAGGUCAAAUGAUUAUGAAAGUAAUAAAGUUGAAAUCCCUCAGAUGGCUGAUGCACAAGAAAAUUCUGCUGAUAAUUCUGUGCUUAAUAAUAUUCUACCAAAUGUACCUACAGGAGACAGGGAUUUAAACAUAAUUGUGAAUCCAUUGAUUGGUGAGAAAGACCCAAAUGUUGAAUCGAAUUUCUCUAUAGCAGAAGUGGGUUCGCAUCCACCUCCAGUUACUACAAUGGUGAGUAUUGAUGAGGAUUCUGAUGGUAAUAAAACAUCAGUAAAUGUUAUCAAAGAAUUUCCCGGUUCAGAAACUUCUAGUCCAAUACAUUCACCAAGCGCCCUGCUUCCAAGCAAUAAACAUGAAUUGACACCAGAGACUGAAAACUCUCCUUCUGUAAGAACUAGUCCCAGACCAAUGGGCAUCGGCGAGGGAAUGAUGCAAGGAAUUAAAGAUCUCAUCUCUAGAGCAUCAUCUUCUAAUUUACAAAAUCUUAUUACGGGGAAAUCUUCAAAAGAGGCUGAUAAUAACCCUUCUCUACAGAGGAGGCCAGGCAGUGAUAAGACACUGAAAUCUCACACUCAGAGUACAGAGGAUAGAAAAAAUAAUUCUAUGAAAAAAUCUGUUUCUGCAGAUGGUUGUAGAAACAGAUCAUUAUCUGCCUUGUUUGCUCAGUUAGAUGUUGCGGCCAAGACUACUAAACACAUGACGCUACCUGAAUCUUGUGUUAGGAUGUGGGCGGCUGAAAUUGUCACAGCUCUAUCAUUGUUGCAUAGUAUGGAUAUACUCUGCAAAGAUCUGCGACCAGAUAACAUUCUGUUAGCUGAACGAGGACAUAUCAGGAUAAGUUACUUCAGUGAGUGGAAGUGGGUGGAACCUUCUCUUGAUCCAUGUGCCAUUGAACUACUGUACGCUGCACCGGAAGUGUCUGGUAUCUUUCCCUUAACACCAGCCUGUGACUGGUGGAGUCUUGGUGCUUUGUUGUUUGAAAUGUUGAUUGGAAAGUCGUUAUAUGCCUGCCAUCUAAGUGGUAUUAAUUCUCACACACAACUGAACAUACCAGACCAUGUAUCACCUGAAGCAAGGUCAUUACUGGUGCAGCUUUUACAGCAUAAUGUAUCUGAGCGACUUGGAUCUGGUAUUUCAGGAGUAGAGGAGAUCAAAUCACAUCCAUUUUUCUUUGGUGUUGAUUGGAAUAAGCUGAAAGGCUGA